This is a messenger RNA of Cuscuta europaea, 2317 nucleotides long. NCBI's taxonomy places the organism in Eukaryota, Viridiplantae, Streptophyta, Magnoliopsida, Solanales, Convolvulaceae. The record is from the annotation of a GenBank genome assembly.
AUUUUAUUGACAUUGUGACAUUUUCCCUAUAUUUUGACAAUAUUUUAUAAACACAAUGUUUAUAAUGAAAACCCUUAAUAUUGUGACACUUUUAUGACAUUGUGUUAUUUUUUGACAUUGAAAUUUUUUCCGUGCACUUAGACGAUGGAGCUUGUGACAUUUUUUAUAAUAUUGACUACCAAAAGUUUUAUAUGUUAUUAUUAUUUUAAUAUUUUAUUAUAACUAGCAUCGGAGUUCUAAUCUUCACUCUCAAAUUUAAUGUCAUAUUCCCCCGUCCCGCUAGAAUGUUCCCGUAACGGUUUAUGAUGCUUGAUUGACGAUAAAACAACUUAAUCCUUGUUCACACUCUGAUUAUUUUUAUUAAAUAAAAUUUACAUAUUCAGAAACUACAUUAAAACCGCUACAAAGCCUGAUAAAAAACGUAAAUGUGAUAAGAAUUUGAUAUAUAAAACAAGAGAUUAAAAAUGAUUUAAGUUGACCUUAUGAAUAGUGGACGAGAACCUUCUAAUGGGACGAAGGUAGUACGUUUUUUGAAAGUGACUUUUGAUGCCAAAAUAAAAAAUGAAAAAUAAUGAGGUAAUGCAAUAAUAAAAAAAUAAAUCAAGAUACUGUAAAAUCAAAAAAAAAGUACGCGGAGAAGCAUAAUAACGGUGACAACCAGAAAACAAAACUAUAAACUGAAAAAUAAAAAUACUAUGACCAAAAUGAUGCCUGCAAUAACAAUGUGAGGAGUACAUAUCCAGCAGCUCAGAGAUCUUGGAGUGGCAGUGGCGGAACUAGAAUUUUUUUUUAAGUUGGGGCACGAUUAAUGGGAAAACUUACUGGACAGGCGGAUGGCGCCACGGUGGGUUGGUACGGGCAGCGCCAAGGCGGGAGGGCACGGGCGCACGGCGGUCGGCGAUCUGGCUUCAGGAUCCCUAGGGACUGGCGGUCCGGUGUAGCGGCGUGCUGACGUGGCUCUGCUGCUUGCCUGUUUCACUACUUCGAUGCUUCCGGCUUACGCUUCUAUGCGGCUUUUGCAGUUUGAAGUUACAGACUUGCAGUCUGGGUGAAGGGAAGGGCUUUAGACCUUGUUGGGCACUGGAUCUUGGCUUGGUCUGUUUACAUUGUUUGCGCUGUUGGGCUUCCUUGGCCAGAUCGGCCCUGGACAGUUUUUUUCCUGCUUCUAAACGACAUCGUUCUACACUUCUACUUAAAAAAAAUCAGCCUUCCUGAGUUACCCGAUCGAUCAUCCCUAUCCUCCAGCCGGAAGCUACACCUUCAAGCUUCAGCCCACCGGAAAUUAUGGAACGGGCGAGUCCGGUGGCCCCAACCCCUUCCUAUACCCUAGUUCGUACGGCGGAAGCAGAGGCACUGCCCCCUACCCCCCGGCAGAUCCGCCCCUGCACACACGAUCUUCUUUUGAGCAAAACUCGAAUUCACCGCCAUAGCUUGCGAUUUAGAUGGCCUUGCGCCAUUAAUACCUCCUUCUCCAUCAAAUCUCUAUUUUCAAUGCUUAAUUUUGCAUCUUUAUGUAUCGAUCUGGUGGAGGAGGGUACAUGUACAAUGGUGGCGGUGGCGGUGAUGUGCAGCGGCAACGAUGUGCGGCGGCGGCGAUGUGCGAUGGCGUCGAUGUGCGAUGGCGACGACGACGAGGUGCGAUAUAUGGUGGCAACUAUGGCGUGCGAUGGCGGCGGUGAUGCAAGGGAGGUUUGCAGCAAAUAACCCGGUGAAAGUAGUAAGUGAGUAACACAACAACGAAAGAUGUAGUUAAAUGGGCGAGGCUAAAAUUGUCCAAUAAUAUAAUUUUUAUUCUUAUAUAGGUUUAAAACUUGAAGGAUUCCUAUUUACUUACCGGAGCUAAGUUUUAGUCCUAUGUAGGUCUUUUUCCCAUAAAACUACAUAUCCAAUAAGUAAAUACAGAGUACAAUGUAAAGAUACGGACGGAGGCGGCAACGCGGCAUGGCGACGGCUGUGGCAAUCAAGCAGAUAUGGAGACGGUUGUGGGUAGGUGUGUAGGCUUGCAGACGGCCGUGAUGCCGCGACAUGAGGACGGUGGCGGUAAGCAGGCAUGGAGACCGCGGCGGCAGUGGUUAGGCGCGUAGGCAUGGGGACAGUCGCGGCGCCGCAACAUGGAGACGGCGGGGACUGCGGGAGCCGCGGGGAAGGAGGAGGCAGAUGGUGCGGCAACAGCUAAUGGCUAGGUUUUUUGUAAAAUGAGUAGGAGGUUAGAGUUUUAUAUUAUUAAUCUAUGGGCAUAUUAGUCCAUGAAAUUAUUAAUUCCGUAGUACUUAAUUGAUUAAUUAAUUAAUUAUUAUGAAUUUAAAUAUUUUUUUGG